AUGGCGCAUCAGCACGACGAGCCUGGCGUGCCGAACCAAGCAGCCGUCUUCAUCAAUUCGCAGCUCUGGCGCAGCGUCCACCUCGCCGCGCCGCCUCUUUCGGGCGCGACGCUCAGCCCGCAACAGCUGGCUGCGCUAGCUCCAGCCGCAGGCGGCAACGUGGACGCGCAGUUCCAGAACUACCUCAGCUUUGCGAAUGACGUGUCGAGGGCGUGCGUGGAAGCGACAGAGGCCCUUCGCGAGGACAGGCAAAUUUCGGCUGUCGACCGAACGUGGCUCAGGACCAGGUUGGAGGCGCUCAGCAGGCGGAUUCAAGCGUCGGUGCCGCCGCAUGGACCGGCGAAUCCUGCGCAGGCCGAUGCCGUCCGCGUUGCGGUCGAGAGGAUCGGUCCUACGCUCCGUCACGAUGUCGAAGUCUACCCUACCCGCCCCAAUUUCAGCCGCUCCAUCCACGAGUUCAUCAUCCUCACACUCGAGGGACUUCAUGGGCAGCUCGUGCACCGAAACCUGGACGAAGCCUUUCUCUGGACCGACGUAGUUGGUAUCCUCUAUAUCGACAUCGACAUGCGCGCCUGGUACCGCUUCUGCCGCAACGUUACUUGGAACUCACUCUACUACGACGACAUCGCCCACCACCUCGACGACAUGCGCGACGACCUUCGUCGGAUUCAGAGUCGCAGGCAGGCGUUUCAACGGCAGCUCUCGCUUGCGAAGUCGGAGUUUGUGCCGGUUGGGAGGCGCAGCGGUAUGGCGUUCUAG
Rhodotorula toruloides NP11 is the source of this 759-nucleotide messenger RNA. RefSeq lists its product as uncharacterized. Bases 1 to 759 code for a protein of 252 amino acids. The record is from RefSeq and is a predicted model, not a curated record. Lineage: Eukaryota; Fungi; Basidiomycota; Microbotryomycetes; Sporidiobolales; Sporidiobolaceae. The transcript is spliced from 3 exons.